Messenger RNA from Parasteatoda tepidariorum (common house spider), 3171 nucleotides. Its product is annotated as CCR4-NOT transcription complex subunit 9. Gene Ontology annotation, biological process: mRNA catabolic process. NCBI's taxonomy places the organism in Eukaryota, Metazoa, Arthropoda, Arachnida, Araneae, Theridiidae. The record is from RefSeq and is a predicted model, not a curated record. Gene Ontology annotation, cellular component: CCR4-NOT complex.
CUAAAAAUAAAUAAUGCUUUGAAACUGAUCUUCAUAAUCGCCAACGUCAAGCUCGAGUUACGUUUAAUUGAUUAUAAUAUUUUAUUUUUGUUGAAGAAUAAAAGGGAACAUUUUUAAAACCAUUUGAAUUCUUAAUAGUUUUGUUUGAAUUUUUAAAUAGUUUUGAAGUUUAUUCUGAGUUUUCAUCCUUGGUUGAAUCUGAUGACUUUUUUGUGUUCUAUAUUUUAAAUUGAGUUAUUGUCACGUACGAAUAAAUAAAUAAUAAUGAAUACCCUUGUCAGUCAACAAAGACUAAUGAAUGCCCCUCAGUUGGCUAAUUUGACUCAAACAGAUCAAGAUAAAGUAUAUCAAUGGAUAAGUGAGCUUGCUAGACCAGAAACUAGAGAAAAUGCUCUUCUUGAACUCAGCAAAAAGAGAGAAGCUGUUCCUGAAUUAGCUCCCAUGUUAUGGCAUUCUUUUGGUACAAUUACUGCUCUGUUACAAGAGAUUAUAAACAUCUACCCAGCUAUAAAUCCUCCUUCUUUAACAGCUCAUCAAUCUAACAGAGUUUGUAAUGCUUUAGCUCUUUUGCAAUGCGUUGCCUCUCAUCCAGAAACACGAUCAGCUUUCUUGCAAGCGAAUACACCUCUUUACCUGUACCCAUUUCUGCAUACCGUUAGCAAAACAAGACCAUUUGAGUACUUACGAUUAACCAGCUUAGGAGUUAUUGGAGCCUUAGUUAAAACUGAUGAACAAGAAGUUAUUAAUUUCCUCCUUAGUACUGAAAUAAUUCCACUUUGUCUGCGAAUUAUGGAGUCUGGUAGUGAAUUAUCGAAAACGGUAGCAACAUUUAUCUUACAAAAGAUCUUAUUAGAUGAGACUGGCUUAAAUUAUAUUUGUCAGACAUAUGAAAGGUUCUCUCAUGUGGCCAUGAUUCUUGGUAAGAUGGUGAUCUCUUUAUCUAAGGAACAAUCUGCACGCCUUUUGAAGCAUGUUAUCAGGUGUUACUUACGUCUAUCGGAUAAUCCAAGGGCAAGAGAGGCUCUGCGCCAAUGCCUACCUGACAAUUUAAAGGAUAACACAUUUGCUACUUGCCUUAAAGAUGACAAAUCAACUAAGCACUGGUUAAGUCAGUUGCUAAAAAAUCUUGAAACUGCUACACCAGUGACAGAAGAGCGCCUUGCCUAUAAUAUGUAAUUUUAUUAACAUCAUCCUGUUUAAAAAUAGCAAACAGACCAAUCUACUGUUUCUAAUAAAUAUUGAAAUAACUUGGUAACCUUUCUACAAACAUUUAUAAGGUCAUAAAACAUUAAUUUAUUUUUGCAGUUUUUCAAUAGUAUAAUCAAAGUAGCUAGUCUUAUUCAGGUGAAAUUUGGGAAAAAAAAUUACUACGCUAUUAAUAUAUAACUUUUUUUUUUAUAAAUGUGAUAAGAAUAUUUUUGUGAUAAAAAUGAAUUUCAUCACAGUUUGAGAAAGGUGAUUGUAGCUAGUGUGUGUAUAGAUAAUCUAUGCUAUAUGGCUUUUUCAUUACCAUGCUAAAUGUUUUCUUAUGGUGAAAGGCAUGUAGGAUGUUAAGCUAUGUACUUUUAAGGAGUUGUUGACUAAAAAAACUUAUAAAAUGUAAAUAUUUUUGUAAAUACAUGUAUCUUUUAAAAUAUUUUGUAACAUGUUGCAGAUAUUGUAUGAUAUAGAUUUGCUCAUAAAAUAUUUCUUUUUAUUGUAAUUAGUAUACAUGUUUCUCAAAACAAGUGAGCAUACAUUUUAUCAAUGUUUUUUUUGACUUUGAGAAUUUUUUCCUGUUUUUUAAUGUUUAAGUAUUUUAUAAUAGCGUGUGGAAUAGAUGAGCCAUUAAACAUGUAAUAAUUUAAAGCCGUUAGCUGAUAUUUCUUAUUCUUCCGAUUUCCUUUUGUGUAUACUGCAAUUUUUGUGUAUCUUAAUAUAAGUGAAGUUUUUUUUCUUUUCUUAAAUUAAUCAAAAUUAAUUUUCCUAUCAUUAUAAAACAUUAAUGCAUUUGUAUAACAAAAUAAAGUAUGUUUAACUUUAAGAUGUUAAUGUUUAGGCAAUGAUCAGUAAUUAAUUAAAUAACUGAUUUACUGAGUUUGCAGAGUAAAAUUUGCUCCGAAAGAAAAAUAAAACUUCUUAUAUAUUUACUUAAAUUUUCAAAAGUAUUUCUUUACUUGAAAUUUUAUUGGUUUAUGACAAACAUUUUCUCUCUUUUUUAUUACUUUUGUUUUGUAGUAAUAUAUUUGCAUUUAUAUAUAUCAAUAUAUAUUUUUUCUUGUGAAAUUUUUCUAAGAAUCUUACACAAAAUUUCAUUAAUGUUUAAUUAUUAUUUGGCUUGCACAUUUUUUUUUUGUUGAAAAUUAUGCCUCGAUUUCGCUACUCAUUUGUGAUCUAUUCUAGUGUACAUAACUUAUUUGUUUCUUUUUUUUAUUGAUAAAUUAUAUUUUGUUUCUUUGUGUAUUUUUUUCCGUAUAUGCUACUAUCUUACAAUCUGGUACAAAUAUUUUUUCAUCUAAUUUCCAAAUUGCCUAACUUUUUAAUUUCUUUAUUUUUUUUUCCAAUAACAGUUUUUUUAAAGCAUGUAUAAAUUUUUAAUUUAUUUAAUGUAUGGAGACAAUAAUUCUUCAAAAUCAGAGGCAUUUGAUUGAUAGCAUUUAAUGUUAUUUAACUUAUAUUUUAAAAUAUAUAUUUAAAAAAAAAAUUUGGUUCUGCUUUUUUGUUAGAUUUAUUAUUUGGUACCAAUUUAAAUCGUGGUCCUUGAAAACAAUUAGUGCCAAGAAAAUAUUUUGCAUCAAAAAUUGCAUAUUAUGCAAUGUUUGAACUAAGUGAUUCUUUUACAGCAUGCUCAACAUGUACUUAUGAUAUUUUUGAAUUUCUUUGAAUGUACUGUUGAUAAUUUAAGAUUCUUCAGUUAUGUGUGCAUAAUACAGGAAAUUUGCAAAUGUAUUUGUUCAUUGUGUUUGUGUCUCUAUUUGUAUUGUUUUUUGAAAUUGUUGAAAUAUAUGAUAAUUCUUUUCCUUUUAUCUUCAUUUAAUGACAAAGUAUUAGGAUUAUGGAAAGAAUAAAUUGAACAUUUAGAUGUAUUUUCUUUGAGAAGAAAAUAUAUGCUUUGCAUUUUAUUUAAAAUAAACUGCAAUUGUAUAAAACUGAAAUGUUAUUUUAUUUAAAAAAUAAAUUUCUGUUUUACUA